Messenger RNA from Alosa sapidissima (American shad), 2880 nucleotides. It is a transcript of the gene dbndd1, whose product is annotated as dysbindin domain containing 1. NCBI's taxonomy places the organism in Eukaryota, Metazoa, Chordata, Actinopteri, Clupeiformes, Clupeidae. The record is from RefSeq and is a predicted model, not a curated record. The transcript is spliced from 5 exons. Gene Ontology annotation, cellular component: cytoplasm. Gene Ontology annotation, biological process: negative regulation of protein kinase activity. The coding region runs from base 113 to 670 and encodes 185 amino acids.
CUGAGUGUGUGAAAGAAGGAGAGGGAGACGAGCAAGACUACGCCUCUCGCCCUCCCCUCCCUCCCAGGCUGCUGGCUCAGACGGCGGAGUGUAGCCAGGUCGCGGCGGCUGGAUGGAGGCUCAGGGAGAGACCAGCACCACCGAGUCAGAAAAAUGGCAGAAUUCCCCGAAGUUGUACGGAAGAAGCCCAGAUGUAGGUGGAAAGCCCCUGGGAGAGCCUGUCAGAGGCUUCCAGAACCUUCUGAAGUCCUCCAGCUCAGCUAGCCUCACAACAGAUGUAUCCCACUCCCACUGUGCAACAGAGGAGCAGGCCAGCACUCCAGGGCACCACACAGGUCACCUGUUGUCCAGUGAGAGGAGACAACCUCUCAGCAGUGUAUCAUCUCUUGAGGUGCACUUUGACCUGCUGGACCUGACGGAGCUCACAGACAUGUCUGACCAGGAGCUGGGGGAGGUCUUUGCUGAUUCAGACGAAGAGAACCAUAACGAAUCUCCAGCAAAUCCACAGCAUCCCCCGCUGGUUCGCUUCCCCCAUGCGGGCUACGUACGCUCUCCGUCCUGGACACGUGGGGGCCGGGCAGAGCAGCCCAAAGACAGGAAGCACCACAGCGACUCGGACAACACCGAACCUCUUCUGAAGAUGGAGCGAUCUCUGUCUCAGCAGCCCUGAUAAGUCGACGGCCGCGGGAACCCGUCCGCUGCAGGAGCGCGGCCGCCCGCCGCCCACUCACCAAGGGGCGCACACAGGGAGCUUCCACACCCCCAGAGCCCUGUCUGGGACUGAGAGAGAGAGAGAGAGAGAAAGAGAGAGAACCAGAAGGAGAGAGAGAGACAGAGUAUAUGUGAGAGGGAGAGAGAAAAAGAGAGACAUAGUAUGAAAGAGAGAGUGCUAGAUAGCGAAGAGGAAGUUAGAAGUAUAGAGGGAAUGGCAGGAGAAGUAGAGGAAUGUAGGAGAUAGAGAAAGAGGAGAGAAAGGAUUGAGUCCAGAAUGGGUUUUUCUUCAUCCAGUGAUUGUAAGCAAGUUUCACAUUUAAACAGUCGCUAAGGCCAUGUCCCGCAUGGAUCCCAACAUAUUAACUGUGGUCUGCAGAUUGCUGACACAUCAAGCAGCAUACUAACAAUCUCAUCCUUUAGCAGACCAGUCCGGUUUAAACCCAUAGAGGUGGUGGGCCAAUCAGCAACAGAGCCUUGUAAAACCAUCUCUGCCUUUGUGGGUGAGGGCAGUAUGGCCAGCAUAAGUCUUGGCAACAUCAUGACGUGCCCAUGGCCCUGCAAUUGGACAUGGCCUCAGCGCUGUCACUUCAUUAGUGCAGGGGCUUCAGUGCAGCGCAAUGCCCUACUGGACUAUGGGCCACACAAGCACCUUAUUAAAAGUGAGGUACAUAGAAUACUACUACCUUACCAUGACAGAAAUCCUGCCCGCUUGGCUGUACUGGUGGACCACAAUCAUGGCCUCUGGUCAUGGAAACACUACCAAGUCCUGUAAGAAAAUGUUAAAAUAUAGGUCGUUGACGUCUAAAGGAAAUUCACGUUCAUGUUCUUAAAGUAUAUAAAGGAUUGCCAAAUGAUAAGUGUGUAGCUUAUUCAGACCAUAUCUCCGUGAGAGGGUUCACCCCCUCAGUUUUGUGUGAAAUGGUCCGGUCCCUAGUAACGUGGUCAGUGUUUUUGUUUUUGUUGCUUAUGUAUGCAAAACAUAUCAUAAAUUGUACAGGGUAAAAGGAUAAUUAGAGUAAAACAGCGGCGAUUAUACAGUUUGUCGAGAUCUGCCAGGGAUAUUGAUGUCACAGGGGCAUCCUUGGGAGCACUGGAACAGCAUGCAUACAAAUGUCUCAGAGACUCUUCCAGGCAAGUGAGAAGAGGAAGACAGGCUGGGGACUAACACAGGACUUAAUAUGACUCAAAGACUCAAAUCAAAGGACAUGUAUGUGUCAAGAAAUCAAAGGACAUGUAUGUGAAAAGGCCUUUUCUGCUUUUGCCCCCGUUCAUGCCAGUGGCUUAUUCCACCUCUGCUACCUAGCUGCAUUUUAACAAGUAGGGCUGAAAAGCAAUCUUGUUCUCUUUCUUUCGCUCCUUUGGCUGCUAAUGAAAAGCAAGUUAGUCCUCUCCAUUACAGAGCUCUUUCGAAAGUGAUACAUACUGAUACACAACAUUAAGAAUGCAAUGUGAUGUCACAAGAGCUAAGGCAUCAUGCCUAAGAGCCAUCCCACCCUCCUCCAAUCAGGAGUCAUGUGAUUAGUAUGCUUUUUGUGUCACGAGUGAAAGUUCCUCUGACGGGUAUCCUACAGUAGAUGCACGUCACAUGUGGAGCACAGUAUACUAACUGUAAAAUGCCGAAGAGCUCAGUAAGGAGAUUUGAGGGGAGAAGGACUAGGCUGUAUCCUUCAUGCAGGGUCUAUGAGGAAUGUGUCUGAAUGCAAGAGCACAGGGGUUCACACCUGUCCUCAACCACAAUACAGCUGGGAGAAUAAAAGAGAGAGAUGGAAAGAGUUGCAUUUUACUAGAUAACUAUCUGUCUAUAAUAUCCAGUUAUAAUGAGGUGGAAAUAUCUAUAUACACAUAAACUCAUUUGAAUGGUACUUUGAAAUGUUUAUUUGUUCACCAAAUACUGGUAUGUGUUUUGUAUACAUCAACACCAUUUGUUUGCUUAAGCCGCCAGGCGGACCAUCUUGUUUGUGCUCCUAUGAUGAGGAAAUUUGACUUACAGGGAGGUUUUUCAGCAUUUCCUUGUAUAAAGCAAAUGUACACAUUAAACCAUCUAUGCAAACAUAUUUACAAAUGUUCAUUGAAUGUGAAGUUAUUAGGCAUCUUCAGUGGUGAUACUACAAAUGAUUUCCACAAUCAGAGAUAGAAGUGAAGUAUGCAGAUGUGUCAAAUAUUAAA